AUUCUCUCUCUCUCUCUCUCUGAUUUUGUCGGUGUUAUCUAGAUCUCUCUCUCUCUCUCUCUCUGAGAGCCUCACAGCUAUCAAAAGUCUCUCAAAUUCUGAGCUUUGAGAGUACUUUGUAAUAGCUGCUGUUGUUGUUACUUGUUAUCAUUGGUAGAACUUGCUUGUUGAAGGGUUUGUAAGGAACAACAAUUUGGGAUUGCUGAGCAGAGAGUGCAUGAGGGAUUUGUUGGCGUUGGGUUGGAUAGUCGUUCUUCUUCUAUGUUGGUGAAGGGGUUUGGAGGAACAAGGAGAAUAAGGAGGGACUGUGGGCUUGUGAUCCGGAGCAGGGGUAGGUGGGGCAAAUGUGGCUAAGGCUCAGCUAAAGCUGACAGCUUCGUUCUACUUUUCAACCAUUUUUCACACCUGGGUUUUCUCUCUUUCUUCCUGAUCUCAACUGGGUCUCAGGUUUUUCAGCUCAAUUUUUGGAUUCUGGGUUCUGGGUUUGCUUUAAAAUGCAGCAAGAUCAGAGGAAAAAGAAUUCAACUGAGAUGGACUUUUUCUCCGAAUAUGGUGAUGCCAAUAGAUACAAAAUUCAGGAAGUUAUUGGAAAAGGAAGUUAUGGCGUUGUUUGCUCAGCAAUUGACACUCAUACUGGUGAAAAAGUGGCAAUAAAGAAAAUACAUGAUAUAUUUGAACACAUAUCUGAUGCUGCGCGUAUUCUUCGUGAGAUAAAGCUGCUCAGACUUCUACGACAUCCUGAUAUUGUUGAAAUUAAACACAUUAUGCUUCCACCCUCUAGAAGGGACUUCAAAGAUAUUUAUGUUGUUUUUGAGCUCAUGGAAUCAGAUCUUCAUCAAGUCAUCAAAGCCAAUGAUGACCUGACACGAGAACACUAUCAGUUUUUCCUAUACCAACUACUUCGUGCCUUGAAGUAUAUUCACACUGCAAACGUCUACCAUCGAGAUUUAAAACCGAAGAAUAUAUUGGCAAAUGCAAACUGUAAACUUAAAAUCUGUGAUUUUGGUUUAGCAAGAGUCGCAUUCAGUGAUACACCUACAACAAUAUUUUGGACGGACUAUGUUGCUACAAGAUGGUAUAGAGCUCCAGAGCUUUGUGGAUCAUUUUUCUCGAAGUAUACACCUGCAAUUGAUAUAUGGAGUAUAGGCUGCAUAUUUGCCGAGGUAUUAACUGGGAAGCCACUUUUUCCUGGAAAAAAUGUUGUACAUCAGCUGGAUUUGAUGACUGAUCUGCUUGGAACACCUUCAUUAGAUACCAUUUCUCGGGUUCGUAAUGAGAAGGCAAGGAGAUACUUAACUAGCAUGAGGAAAAAGCAGCUUGUGCCAUUUGAACAAAAAUUCCCAAAUGCCGAUCCUUUAGCAUUACGACUAUUGGAAAGAUUGCUUGCCUUUGAUCCAAAGGACCGGCCUACAGCUGAAGAGGCAUUGGCUGAUCCUUACUUCAAGGGACUGGCGAAAGUUGAGAGGGAGCCUUCCUGCCAGCCUAUUACAAAGAUGGAAUUUGAAUUUGAGAGGCGAAGGGUCACAAAGGAGGAUAUACGGGAACUAAUUUUCCGAGAGAUACUAGAGUACCAUCCUCAACUACUGAAAGACUACAUGAAUGGGACUGAAAGGACUAAUUUUCUCUAUCCAAGUGCUGUUGAUCAAUUUCGAAAACAGUUUGCAUAUCUUGAGGAAAAUGGUGGUAAGAGUGGGCCAGUAAUUCCACUUGAAAGAAAGCACGUGUCCCUUCCUAGGUCUACAAUUGUACACUCGAAUGCAAUCCCUCCCAAAGAACAACCAUACAUCCCUCCCUACAAAGAUCGCCAAACUGGAGAGGAGGCUUACAACAAAAAUUCCAGAGAUACAGAUGGAAUAUCUAUGAAUGUAAUGAGGAGCAUGCAGGCAUCACAGAGGAUUCCACUAGCCAAACCUGGAAAAGUUGUUGGGCCAGUUGUACCAUACGAGAAUGGAAACGGCAAGGAUGCCUACGACCCAAGAACAGUAAUCAGAAAUGCAGUCCUGCCUCCUCAGGCGGUCCCUCCUGCAUAUUAUUAUCGCAAAUCUAGCAAUGGAAAUCAAGAAAGAUCAGUGACAGAAUCUCAAAGGGACUUGUCCUCGCAAGUCAAACAAGCCCCUCAAUGUGGCAUGGCUGCCAAAUUAGCACCGGAGAUUGCUAUCAACAUCGAUAACAACCCCUUUUUUAUGACAAGGGCAGGAGUGACCAAGGUAGAACACAUGGAUGAUCGAAUAGGUAUAGAAACAAACUUGCUUCAGGCAAAGGCUCAAUAUGGUGGGAUUAGUGCUGCUUCUGCAGCUGCUGCAACUGCAGCUACCCACAGAAAGGUUGGGACUGUUCAAUAUGGUAUGACGAGGAUGUAUUAAAGAACAGCUGAAGAGAAAGUUGCGUCAAGAGAUAUUUUGGUGAAAUGAAGAAAUAUGCGCAGAGGAAGGCUUUUUCCAGGGACUGGGAUAAGACCCCUCCGGGUUGUGUAAAAAGAAUGAGGUGAGGGAGUGAUUUCCCUGAAAGAGCCGGCUUUCUCAGGUUAUGUUAGAUGUUAUCUGCCAUUGGAAACUAUAUUUAGUGAAAUAUUAUAUCUUCAAUUUCAUAGAAGAAGUUUCUUCCUUUCCCUCGUAAUUACCUACGUAGUGAUGGCUAGGUUUAGUAGGGCCAUAUAACUGGACAGAUUGUUGGUUCUUCUAGUGCCUGAUAUUCUCGGCGAAGUUAAUUACCAUGUUUCCAAGUUCUUAUUGUUUCUUACAUGUAUAAAUUGAAUUUGUUCUUA
Messenger RNA from Quercus robur (English oak), 2764 nucleotides. Its product is annotated as mitogen-activated protein kinase 20. Bases 495 to 2363 code for a protein of 622 amino acids. The record is from RefSeq and is a predicted model, not a curated record. The transcript has 10 exons. Lineage: Eukaryota; Viridiplantae; Streptophyta; Magnoliopsida; Fagales; Fagaceae. Gene Ontology annotation, molecular function: ATP binding; MAP kinase activity. Gene Ontology annotation, cellular component: cytoplasm; nucleus. Gene Ontology annotation, biological process: intracellular signal transduction; protein phosphorylation.